This is a messenger RNA of Helianthus annuus (common sunflower), 1683 nucleotides long. RefSeq lists its product as uncharacterized. The transcript has 5 exons. The coding region runs from base 311 to 1618 and encodes 435 amino acids. NCBI's taxonomy places the organism in Eukaryota, Viridiplantae, Streptophyta, Magnoliopsida, Asterales, Asteraceae. The record is from RefSeq and is a predicted model, not a curated record.
GAAAUAAACCAUUUCCUUUUCUCUCAUUUUGUUUCUCUAAAAAAAGCAGAGAAUUGGAUUUCUAGGGUUUCAUUUCUCAGCCUCACUCUCUCAUCACGUUCCAUUUCAUCACAGCCCUCCUUCUCGUUCCACCACCACCGCCCUCCCUACCGUCCCUCUCCCUCCCUCUCGGCCACCACCACCGCCCUCCCUUCUCUGCUCCGACGAUUUUUGGGAGAAUUUCAAGCAUUUUCCCCAAACUGCUCGAUCUUUGCUCGGAACCCUAAUCGCCCCAUCGUUCGUUUUUUGGGAGAAUUUCAAGCAUUUUCAGAUGGCAAGAUCACCUUCCAGACAAAGAAUAGUUGCCAUAGGUGCAUUUUAUGUCAGUUAUGUUACGAUUCGUUGGUGGAUGUUGUGUACUUAUCAUUUGCGUCGGUCGAUUGAGUCAAUGAGUUUACGUACAAAAUAUUUAAUGAGUUACCAUAAUAGGCGUGAAAACCUGGUGAGGAUGGUUUAUCAAAGUGAUGUUACGAGUGUUGUUAACAUAAGAAUGAAUAUACAUGCAUUUACAACACUUUGUGAUAUGCUAGAAACUAGAGGGGGACUAAAGGAUAGUAAAAACAUGCUAGUGGAUGAGCAAGUUGCUAUGUUUUUACAUACCCUUGCUCAUAAUGCAAAGAAUAGGAUACUAGUCAACAGAUUUAAUCGGUCCGGGGAAACUGUAAGUCGGUAUUUCAAGUUAGUCUUAAAUGCUAUAUGUCGAUUACACAAAGAACUCUACAAGUCACCCGUGCCAGUGCCAGAUAAUGAAACUGAUGAAAGAUGGAAAUGGUUUAAGGGUUGCUUAGGAGCAUUAGAUGGAACAUACAUUAAAGUUAAAGUCCCUGCUAUUGAUAGAAAACCUUAUCGGACAAGAAAAGGGCAGAUUUGUACUAACGUACUCGGAGUAUGUACGAGAGACCUUUUAUUUACGUAUGUCUUAGCGGGAUGGGAGGGUUCUGCAGCUGAUAGUAGAGUUUUGCGUGAUGCAAUCAGUAGACCCAAUGGUCUUAAAAUAACUCCAGGAACAUACUACCUUUGUGAUGCCGGUUAUACAAAUGGUGAAGGAUUUUUAACUCCAUAUCGAGGUCAACGUUAUCAUCUUAACGAUUGGUCUCGUCCUCCUACGAAUGCUAAGGAGUUCUUUAAAGCAGUUGACCUUGGAGAAGAAGAUGUUGUUCAAGAGACGCAAAAAAGCUCACCUGUUGAUAUUGAAGACUUUGAUUUUUUUGAUGAAGCCGUUCCAAAUGUUGAUAGAUCUGAAGGACAAACAGGAAGUGUAACAAGCAAGCGCAAAAGAGGUAGAAGAAUGGAUGCAGAUGAGAUAUAUCGAGAGUCUUGCAAAGAUAUCAAGGAAGUUUUGCUUCGAUUUGGGGAGAUGGUGGGUGAACAACUUAGCAAAGAAGGUAUGGAGGCUCGUGAAAUCUAUGAAAAGGUUAGUGAUGAGUUGAAAGGUUUACCAGGUAUCACUACGAAAAAACGGCUCAAAGCAGCUCAUUUGAUUGGUAAAGAUGUGGAUCUAGGACGUUCUUUUCUUGCGUUGACAAUAGAAGAGAAAAUUGAGAUGGUCGAGUUGUAUACCGAUGGUUCAAUGGGAUAGUUGUGUAUGGUUGAAGUAAUUUUUUUUGUUUCACCGUGGUUGUUGAAGUACCUUUUUUGGUUUCA